Octopus sinensis (East Asian common octopus) is the source of this 542-nucleotide messenger RNA. RefSeq lists its product as uncharacterized. The coding region runs from base 27 to 515 and encodes 162 amino acids. The transcript is spliced from 2 exons. Gene Ontology annotation, cellular component: protein phosphatase type 1 complex; endoplasmic reticulum. The record is from RefSeq and is a predicted model, not a curated record. Gene Ontology annotation, molecular function: protein phosphatase regulator activity. Gene Ontology annotation, biological process: response to endoplasmic reticulum stress. Lineage: Eukaryota; Metazoa; Mollusca; Cephalopoda; Octopoda; Octopodidae.
CAUUCAGUGCGAGCAACAGAAGUCCAAUGAAUUCCACUAAUUUAGACUCUUUUACUGAUCUGCACAGCUCUGUUCAUGAUGGGCAGGAUAGCGAUGAUUGUGUUAGUGAUGAAAAUUACGAUGAUGAUAUCUUGUUCUCUGAUACCCCUUGCUUUUCUUUCAAUAAACUGUUUGAAAAUACUCAAACUACAAAAACUGAAAAUACAGACUCCAUUCCCAAUUCCGUAAGAAAAGCCAACGACCGAUGGAAUCAAGUCUAUAUGGACACGAACAUACAUCAUAAAGCUUCUAAGGUUCGUUUUGCUGCUGAUGAGAAGUUAGAAACCAAGCACCUUAUGCUUGCAUGGAGCUAUGCCUACCAAGCUGCCCGUAAAGGUGAAUGGGUACAAAUUCAUAUUGAUUCAGAGAGGUUUCGAUGUCGGAUAGAAAACACUGAGCAAGUGUUGAAACCAAUUUUAGAUCCUUCUCACAGACUGAAGAUCUUGGCUCUUCGGAAGAAAUAUGAACAUUACUAAAUGCAUCUAGUAAAGAAUUUGCCUAAC